Molecule: messenger RNA, 830 nt
Organism: Suillus paluster
Lineage: Eukaryota; Fungi; Basidiomycota; Agaricomycetes; Boletales; Suillaceae
Exons: 2
Coding region: 109-543 (144 amino acids)
Source: RefSeq, a predicted model, not a curated record
AGUAGGCUUUCUCAGGUAGACUGGCACAAAAUAUUCCACCCUACUUCGUCUGCCCGCCUCACCCUGCUUCCUUACUGUGCUACUAAGAAUCGGGGCUAUCGUUAAACUAUGUCAUCAAAAGAGAGUUUCACGAUGAGCAGCUUCUCGCUGAACCUGAAUGAGGACUGGGACCGCUCAGAAAGUGAUAUUAUCGUGCCUCAGACGCAAGUACCACGAAAUUCUGUUAUCUUUCCUGGGGAAGGUGCGCAGGACGACUGCAGCACACCUGGGGUAAACGGGAGUGGGAAAGGCAGGUCGUUAAGUGAGCUCAUGCGGCUCCAUGCCGAGAAGGGGACCGAUGUGACCUUUAACAUCGAGGAAGCGAGUCGCGUAGCAGAUGUUCUCAAGCAGUGGAUAAAUUCGGGAACUUCUCCAUAUGAGGGCGAGGAUGACUUCUUCUCUCGUGCGAACGAUGAUUCGUCACUGGGCGCAAAACAUUCAUCGCAAUCAGGAGACUUCAGUGGCCGACAGAGAGGGCAGAGCGAAAGCGUUAUAUCGCGCUAGUGACCGUCGAGAGAGCUCUCUUUCACUUUCGAUUUUCGUCCGUCUUCCCUCCUUUGUUAUUGCCUCUUAGAUGACAGCUCACGACCUCUCAUGACAUUAAUGACCUUCAUGACCACGUACUCUACUCCAACUCUACUCUGCGAGCAAUAUCAUUUCUACUACUUAGUAUUCAUUCUAGUCUAUUGAGUACCGAGUAUGUACGUGCAUUUGGUUGGCUAAGUACACAGUUUGUGACGUAAUCAAUCACUGCAUGUAGUCACGUGCGAUGCGAACCGUGCAGAUCAAGU